Molecule: messenger RNA, 759 nt
Organism: Drosophila arizonae
Lineage: Eukaryota; Metazoa; Arthropoda; Insecta; Diptera; Drosophilidae
Gene: Hsp22
Product: Heat shock protein 22
Biological process (GO): response to heat; protein refolding
Cellular component (GO): nucleus; cytoplasm
Source: RefSeq, a predicted model, not a curated record
GAACAAAGUACGUCAAAGUGAAAAGAACUGCCGAUAAGCAGUAGCGAGCUAAGGAGAAAGGAUUUCGCAAGUGAUUAAAGUUAUUACAAAAUAAAUUCAACAAAAAUGCGUUCGUUACCGAUGUUUCUACGUAUGGCCGAGGAGCUGACCAGGUUGCCGCGUGUGUCGCCGUUCCAGGCCUUCUUCCACGAGCCGCAGAUGUGGACCGGCUUGACUGUGCCUCGCAAUUGGCAGCAGAUAGCGCGCACACAGGAGCAGCAGUUUACACCGGCUGCCACCAUUGGCAAGAACGGCUACCAGGUGUCUCUGGACGUCAGCGAAUUCAAGCCCAACGAACUGACAGUGAAGACGGUGAACAACAGCGUCGUCAUCGAGGGAAAGUCUGAGCAGGAGGAGGAUGCACAAGGUGGCUACUAUUCCCGUCACUUCCUGCGUCGCUUCACUCUGCCCGAGGGCUACGAGGCAGAGAAGACAACGUCCAGCCUGAGCAGCGAUGGUGUUCUCACCAUCAGUGUACCCAAUCCGCCAGCUGUUGAGGCGGCGCUCCAGGAACGCAUUGUGCCCAUACAACAAACCGGGCCAGCGGAACUGAAUGUGAAGCCAAAUCCUCCACUGGAUCAGCCUGCUGCGAAGGAGCAGGAGAAGAAGGAACAGUGAAUCCUAUACUAUAGAUAUCCUAGUCCCGCAAUAGCUGUAGAAUUAGCAUUUACAUAAAAAAAAAAAAAAAAAAAAAACUACAAUAAACAUAAACAAAUCAAA